Sphenostylis stenocarpa is the source of this 681-nucleotide messenger RNA. Lineage: Eukaryota; Viridiplantae; Streptophyta; Magnoliopsida; Fabales; Fabaceae. The record is from the annotation of a GenBank genome assembly.
AUGACACAAGUGAAACUAAAGACCAAACACGCUAUUCGAUCAAUUAUUCUCCCUCUCAGGGAAGCUACUUAUGUGGUGGGUUUGAAGUGUUGUGUUACCGGGCUCUGUGACUAUGGUUUUGAUAAGUGGCAACAACAAAGGGUUGGGCUGUGUAAAGUGAUCUCCACAUAUGAUAUGGAGAGGCUGCUUAGUGUCUUACAACAAACAAAUGAUGAGAGGGCGAAAGCACAAGGUAUAACAGUGCUUCAGAAUUCGCACCAGCAAGUAAACAAGAAUGUUGAAAGUGGGCGGACACAGAAUGUGGUCAAUACUGGCUUGACCAAAGCAAUGACAACAAUGGAUGAAUUCAAGUGUGGAUUUCCAUCAGGAGGCUUAUCAGUCACUUCAAAUAAAUGGUGGGGAAAUAGGGACCAUGAUGAUUGUGCAGGAACUAAUGCCAAUGGAGCAAAGACUCUACCUGAGGAGAAAGCAGGGGAAGAAGACAAGAUCGAACAUGAAACAGGGAAAACAGAAACUCCUCAUGGUUCAUCUUUAUUGAAAGCUGUGAGGAAAAGGGCUGUGGAAGAUGGAAGAGAAGCAUUGAAAUUAGGAGUUUUUGGAGGCUAUGGCGCAAAAAAGAUAAGCAAAAGGGAGAAAAUAUUGCUCCACCAAAUAUUCGGAUCUUCGUUGCCAAAGUCAUGA